CACAAAUUUGACAGUGACCAAAAAAAAUGUGUUCUUUCCCAUUUCUUACCAUGAGCUUUUUCUAAGAUGUGAUUGAUAUAUUAUUUGCAAAGAUCUAUCAACUAAUCCUAUUUCUAUAUUUAACAACAUUUCAACAAUGGAAGUACAUGAACAGAGAAAGCUUGACGUUGCUAAACCAGCUAGUACAGACAUACUGUCUUUAAAUAAUAAGAUUAUUAUGAUGAGACAAGCUGUAAAGAGGGCUAAAGGUCAGACAGUACAAAAGAUAAUUAGGAGAGUCAAAAGUUUAAGGAAUAAAAAAGGGACAGAAGAAGAAAAAAAUAAGGACAAAAGAAAGAUUGAGAGACAGUUAGAAGUUAUGUAUGCCAUCAAGGACUUGAAACUUGACAAAGUUUCUAAGUUUGCCAUUGGAUAUGAUUCAGUUCUACAAGAAAUAACAGAAAAGCCUGAUGCCUCUUCAGAAAUGAUAGCACUAGCUAGACUAUCAGAACAUGCUGCACUGAAGGAGGAAGUAGACAAGUUUAGAAAGGACCAUGAUGACUGGAAGUCCUUAUCAGAGUUUCUUCUUAACCAUAUUCCUAGGCGUUUUAACAAAAAUAAAUACAAGGAAAUCAAAUCUAAAAUGAUGACAAAUGUAAAUGCCGGAAAUGUUUUAGUAAAGGCGUACUUGGAAAAUAAAAUAGGAAAGGAUUCAGAAUUAACUAUAGAAGAUGAUAGUGGUGUUUCCGGUAAUGCGUCAGACACAGAACUGGUGAAUAAAUCUACGGAAAUGGAAAAAGUAAGUCAAGGACAAACAACUCAAGUUGAGGAUGAGAGUCAGCAAGAACUAUCAGAAGUAAUGGAAGAAAUAUCAUGUCAAUCAACAAAUGAUAGCGAAGAAUCCAAAAAGUUAACAGAAAUAAUAAAAGUUAGCCCACAAAAGACAAGUAAAGUUAAUUUAGAAAAAAGUCCAACAAAAUUUAAAAAAAGUAUGGAAGAAAAAACACAUAAAUUAACAAAUGUUAAAGAAAAAAGUGAUACAAGUGAGGUAAUUAAAAAACAAGCAAACAAGGAAGAGGACAGUAAUUCAAAUGGAGAUAAUGAUUCUUUGAAAGAAAGUGAAAAUAAUGAAAUUUCUGAUGACCAAAGCAAUGCUGAAAGUGAAAGUAAUGAAGAAGAUUCAGACAUUGAUGAAAGUGAAAGUAGAGUAGUAGGUUCAGACAGUGAUGAAAGUGAAAGUAGAGUAGUAGGUUCAGACAGUGAUGAAAGUGAAAGUAGAGUAGUAGGUUCAGACAGUGAUGAAAGUGAAAUAAGUGAGGAAGAUUCGAACAAUGAUGAACAGGUUGAAAGUGAGAAUGAAGACCACACUAAAAUUAAAGGUGAAAUGGUAGUCAAGAAAUUGAACAUGAAUGACCUUGUUAAUAGCAAAGAUGAAGAUAUCCCAGACUUUCUUGUAGCUAAUUCCCAGGAGGAAAACAUUUCAAAAGUGAGAAAGUCUAAAGAUUCAUUCUUUGAAAGAGGUGAUAGUGAUGAUGAAGAUUCAGAUGAUAAUCUUCCUUCUACUCAUGGUGACAGUGAAUCAGAUGACAUGGGUGAAGACGAAAAGAGAGAAGCUAGUAGACAGGCUAUUAGUAGUUCUUUUCUAGGUGCUUUAAAUGAAGUGAAAUCAAAACAUAGACCUCAUGAUGAAAGUGAGGGACAAGGAUACGGAGGUAGAUGGGGACAUUUUGACAGACGAAAUGACAGCAGAGGAAGGGGAGGCUUUGACAGACGAACUGACAGCAGAGGAAGAGGGGGUUUUGACAGACGCAAUGACAGUAGAGGAAGAGGGGGUUUUGACAGACGAAAUGACAGCAGAGGGAGGGGACAUUUUGAUAGAAGAGAUGACAGCAGAGGGAGGGGGCAAAACAGAGGAUAUGGUAGGGACAGAGGAUUUAAUAAUUAUAGAGGGAGAGGAGGACAAGGGAAUUUUGAAAGACGAGGAAGAGGCAAUUUCCAAGGUCAUCAGAAUGGACCUAGAGAUUUCCAGAGGUCAGACAAUAGAGGAAGUUCAUACAGACAAAACCAGUCCUACGCUGACAAUAAAGGUUCAUCAACAAAAACAGAGGAGAAACUCCAUCCGUCUUGGGAGGCUAGUAAGAAAAGGAAGGAACAUUCAACCAUCCAAGCUUUCCAAGGAAAGAAGAUAAAAUUUGACGAUUAAACUCACAAAAAUUUUUAAA
Molecule: messenger RNA, 2201 nt
Organism: Mytilus trossulus (common blue mussel)
Lineage: Eukaryota; Metazoa; Mollusca; Bivalvia; Mytilida; Mytilidae
Product: serum response factor-binding protein 1-like
Exons: 7
Coding region: 137-2182 (681 amino acids)
Biological process (GO): maturation of SSU-rRNA
Cellular component (GO): 90S preribosome; nucleus
Source: RefSeq, a predicted model, not a curated record